AUGGCAGUAGCGUUCAUCCCCCUUGACAAGGCAUACCUUACUGCCAUCUGGCUUGAAACGCUCCUGUAUGGCAUCAACGUGUGCCUGUUCUGCUCAUACGUCUACAUCCUGCGGUUCCGACGAGCGAGGAAGAUCACACCCAUCGUCUUCUGGGUUGCAGUAUUUAUGUUCUGUUUCUCAACUAUACACGUCUCCCUUGGGUUCUGUCGACUGAUAUGGGGAUUCAUCGAUUUACGCAACCAACCUGGGGGUCCCGGCGCGUACUUCUCAGACGUCUCCACGCCGCCCAACGUCGCGAAAGUCACUAUCCACUCUGUCAACUCUAUCCUCGGUGACAGUAUUGUCGUAUGGCGAUGCUGGCAUGUGUGGGGAGGAGAGUGGAAAGUGUGUGUCCUCCCGAUCCUUCUCAUUAUUGCCUCAGCGGUUUGUGGCUUCAGUCAAGCGGUCAUCUUUGCAGAGGCGAAGACAGUGCACAGCGCCUUUGCUAACGAACUGGAGCGUUGGAACGGAUCGCUGUUCUCGUUAUCCCUCGUAACCAAUGUGGUUGUCACCACGCUCAUCGCUGCAAGAAUUUGGUUCAUCACCCGCGAGAGCGGCGGCAGCCUCAUCAACUCGCAGUUCCGCUACACGAAGGUGCUCGUUCUGAUCAUCGAGUCCGCCAUGGUGUACAGUGCGGCGCUUGUCAUCGAGAUCACUCUCUACUUCUGCGGCAGCAAUGCGUUCUACAUCGUGUACGACCCCAUCGCGCAGCUCACCGGCAUUGUACCGACGACAAUCAUCGUCAUGUCCGUGCUCGGCCUCUCGGCGGUCGACUUCGAGACGAACGCGGCGACCCGCCGCGAGCGCCGGACAAUGCAGAUGUCGACAAUGCACUUCGAGAAUGGGAAGACGACUGUGAUGUCCCUACCUGGAUUGGGCACGGACAACACCACGUCCGGAGGGUCCUACCCCACCACUAAUGACUCGACCUUGGCGAUAGGGAAGGAAUCGAGCCAAAUGAAGCUGCCGGAGGUCGUUGAGUCUCGAGUAUGAUAGUCGCCCAGUGCGUGAUGUGUCUUGUAGACUAUUUUGGACGCUUGUAUUAGUUCUUUUAUACCACGUAUUAUCAUAUUUAAUAAUAUGUCAG
This is a messenger RNA of Dichomitus squalens LYAD-421 SS1, 1126 nucleotides long. RefSeq lists its product as uncharacterized. Lineage: Eukaryota; Fungi; Basidiomycota; Agaricomycetes; Polyporales; Polyporaceae. The coding region runs from base 1 to 1032 and encodes 343 amino acids. The transcript has 7 exons. The record is from RefSeq and is a predicted model, not a curated record.